This is a messenger RNA of Ciona intestinalis (vase tunicate), 2121 nucleotides long. The record is from RefSeq and is a predicted model, not a curated record. Lineage: Eukaryota; Metazoa; Chordata; Ascidiacea; Phlebobranchia; Cionidae.
AUUUUAUUAUUUUUCCACAAACUAAUUGAGCAUUAAUUAAACAUAUGCCCGUGUAAUAUUGAACUGUUGAUUUUAACAAUUAUCGUAAACUACUCCAACAAAUGCCAUUUUCAAUAUAGUUUGCCUGCAACAAAAUAUUACAUUUUUACAUUCUUACUUACUUGAAAAUUAUCUCCAUGGUUUAAUUUACAGCGAAAUAGUUCACGCGAAAAGUAUUACUUUUCGCGCCAAAGCGGUACAUUGCUAGUGAUCAUCGGCAAAGUAGAAACUAUUUUUAAUCGAAAUUUUGUCGCUCGAAUUACUAGCGAUAAGAGGAAGUGAUGUCAGAAAAUCGCCAGGCUCUCUCGAAUCGCAAGCCAUCGGCGCUAGUGUCAGCCCGCAUUUAUAUCUAAAAAUACGUACGUUUGGUUACCCUUUUAGAAAUAAAGGACUCUAACUUGUAAUUUCCGUUUGGUUCGUGUGUUUAUCAUUUUGGCAGCAAGAUUUUUGAUUAGUAUAAGUUGUGUCAUGGAUUGCGAUGCUGAUAAUGCAGUUGGUUCGAAAAUGGAGACCAGCAGCAGAUCAAUGUCACGUUACCUGUACAUGCUUGGGUUAACAGAGAUGUUCAUUUACGCUUCUUACAACGGCGUGAUUGGGUUAGAAAGCAGUAUCAACAUAGAAGGCGGCCUCGGCACCACCAGCGUUAUGAUCGUUUACAUCGUAUCUCCGUUUUCCUGCAUUUUUCUGGUGCCUUUCAUCAUCAAUUUCCUCGGACCAAAGUUCGCUAUUAUACUUGGUGAACUUGGAUUUGUUGCUUACAUUGCAUCCAACUUUUACCCAAGUUGGUACACCCUCAUUCCUGCGGCAGUGGUACACGGUAUCACAGAGACUGGUGUGUGGGCCGGUGCGUCAUGCUAUGUUACUUACCUUGGAAAAAAGCAAUGGAAAAAAGAAAGGCGCCGCAACGAAGGCAGUAGUCUAUCACAAGAAGCAUUGAUUUAUCAAUACUUGGGAACUUAUUACACCAUGCUUUUUUGUGGGGUUAUAAUUGGAAGUGGAAUCACCGCCGCAGUUUUACUCGGAUUGCAGGACCAUGGUGUUCCUAGCAAACCAACAAAUGGCAGUAUCAUUAAUGCAAGUUUCGUUGUGUCAUCAACACUUCAAUAUUCUUCAUCAGCAGCUACCAUUAACGCUACUACGAUACCAUGGAUUGUAUCAAAUGUAACUCCUGAAACUAAAAAUCCGUUAGCGCUAUGUGGUUCGCAAGAUUGCCAGGCGGACUAUAUCUACGACUCAAGCGAGGACGACUUGGAUAAAUUCCAUCCAAGUAAAACGAGCAUUUACUUCCUGCUUUCCUUAUUCACAAUCUGCCCCUUGAUUUUUAUUUGUUUACAAGCCAUAUUUCUCCCCAAAGCGUCAGUUAAAGAUGACCAAUCACCAGACGAUUUACUUCUGUCGACAAAAACGUCUUCGAUAAAAGAUGAAGACAGCAAAACACAGCCACCAACAAAGUCUAAACAGGUUUUAAUAAAAAUGAAAUUGGAAUUAAAGGACACUAUUCGCCACCUAAUUUCGCCACUGCAUUUGUUUGUUGCACCUCUUAUCUUCUACAGUGGGAUAUAUUACGCGUACGGUAUAACUGAAUAUACAAGAGCAUUUGUAUCUUGUUCUAUUGGAGUUGAAAAGUUGGGAUUGGCAACUGGGGUUUAUGGAGCUUUUUCCAUUUUCGGAACGUUUUUCGGGGGCCACGUUCUGUAUCGAGUUGGAAGACUGAAAUACGCAAUAGCGGUUGCGUGUUGGCACUUGGGUACCUUCUUAUGUAGUAACUUUUGGCAACCCCACCCCAACAAUACAUGGGUCGUAUACUUGCUUGGUGCUUUCAUUGGAUUUGGAUUUGGAAUUAAAAGCAAUAUGCUUGAAGGUUUGACGGCACACUAUUUCCGAGGCACUGAGGGUGUCGCUUUUACUCUUAAAAGUUGCAUCAUGAAUCUAGGAAUUGUAGCUGGCACAGCGUGGAGCACAAGUCUAUGCGUGUAUGUGAAGAUUUAUAUUUUGAUUGGUUUUCUUUUGUUUUCGUUAGUGUGCUUUUUCAUAGCUGAAAAGUUGUUCUUAAAACAAAAGGAAAGGCUAACCUCUAUUUAA